AUUUACAGACAUAACAAUCAUGCACUGAGUUGUGGAAUUCAAAAUAGAAGUCUGAAAUUUACAUAAAGAUCAUGUAACUUAGCAGCAGCAAGGAGCACAGGCAAGCUUUUGCUCUGAAAAGUUUCCAGGUACACUUAACUUUUCCUCUUCCAUUAAUAUCAGCAAGGCCUCAGAGACUGGGAUGACAUGGGCCAUGGCUAAUGAGGAGCUCUGUGCACUGAGCCCCCAGGUUCUUCCAAGUAUAAAUAAUGAGCCAGCACCUUUAGACCUUGACUUUGCCAGGGGAAUUCUAGUAUCUCCAUGCUGAUUCCUACCACGGAGAGCAUCAGCAUCAGGAGGGCACGGCCUGACUGUCCCCUUUCCAGUCCCAAGUAAAGGAUGCAAGUCUCCAUGCACUCCCUGCAGAAGAGGAGCAGAGGAGCCAUCACCCUUGGUCAUGCUUCAGAGACUCAGCGCAGCCCGGCAAGUGCUCAGGGUCACAGUGAAAGGAUCUGGGAAUGUCGGGACCAUUGUUUCCUCAUCAUUAGGAUGAAGUGAUUGCUGUGAAAGACAGACGGGAAGCAACCGACAGGCUAUGUUUCAACUCAGGAAGUUGUGAGAUUUAUGUUCUUGGUUCUCAAGGGACUCAGACUGUUUUUUUUUUCUCUCACACUGACUGUUCUUGCCACCAGCAUCUCCUUCAUGAUGGCAGCAAAUGAGUCUGUAGAAGUUAUCCCUGAACACCCCAACAUGAACAUGAGUUUCAGGAUGAGGAUAUCAGUAACCAAAGCAUCACAGGCCUUAAGUGCCACUGUCUGAACUCUACAUCCUUAGUAGCUUGUUUCAUUUCAUCACAUAGCCCACAUUUUUAUUUUAUAGAGGAGGAGAGGGGCUAGGCUCUCAUGGAAUUCACAUCAGGUUGUCAGGUAGAAGCAGCAGCGGGCAAUUCUAAAUCAGAUGGUCUGAUUUCAGAUGCAAGGAACAUGGCCUGUAUUCCCCUUUGACGACCCAAGCAGUCAUUUCCCUUUUCUGUCUUUCCAGGGAGAGACCUCCUGUUUGCUGUGCUCUUCCUUUGGGGUUUCUUUGUAGACCAUGGUGGGCAGCAGCCAGGGAAGGGUGCUGAGUUCAAAGGCAAAGAUCACAAAUGGGGCCAGUGCCAUCGCUCACUUGGUUAAUCCUCCACCUGUGGGGCCAGCAUCCCAUAUGUGCACUGGGUCCUAGUCCUAUUUGCUCCUCUUCCAGUCCAGCUCUCUGCUGUGGCCCGGGAGGGCAGUGGAGGAUGGCCCAAGUGCUUGGGCUCCUGCACCCAAUUGGGAGACCAGGGAGAAGCACCUGGCUCUUGGUUUUGGAUCAGCACAGUGCCAGCUGCAGCAGCUAUUUGGGUAGUGAACCAAUGGAAGGAAGCCCUUUCCCUCUGUCUCUCACUUACACUGUCUAUAACUCUACCUGUCAAAAUUUAAAAAAAGAUCACAGAUGAACAGGCACAGGGUAACUCAGGGAAGAUCUCUCUCUUGAGAUAGCUCACUUCAGCUUUCAAUUUCCUCCAGUUCUCGUUAAUCUUGCCACUUAAUGUCAAUAUGAGACAUUAAGAUGAGCAGUUAGGUCCCAUUUCUCCUGCAGAAUCUGUGAAGAGAUUGACAACCAACUUCAAAGGUACCUGAUGUUGUAACUUAGGGAACUCUGCUUAAUACAUUCUGAUGAUAAGGAGUUAAUGGAGAUGCGUCAGAUCUAGAGUCCAGGCAGUUUUGAAUCCUGUCCAAUCCACUGAUUAUUCCUAUGCAUAGAGGAUGUUUCCAGGAUCUUUGACACGGGCAUUGUCAUCUGUGUUGAUACCUCAUUAAGUAAUGAAUGGGUUUAUACAAGCUUCAUACAUGAUGUAUAUGCAAUAGAUGAAUCAAAAGUGGACAAAAGAAAUUUUAGAUAUUGUUAUUACCAUUUUAAGAUUGAUCUUCAUUUCACUCACUAAAAUAUAAGCUGCUUGACCCUGUUCAUUCCUAUUUCUGUGCCAGGACUUGUUACUGCUUUCCUUGUAUGAGAACUUCAAAACAUUCAUGGAAAAAUGGAAUAAAAAAUUUGAAUUUGGCCCCAAUUUUUUAAAAAUCAUGACAAUUUUUUCAUAAUAUACAUUUUCCACAUAUUAUGACAAGAUUUUUAUAUCCCAAAGUUAAUUUAUUAAAAUUAAUUGAUACUUUUAAUAAUUCCAUUCCUACAAAACCUUUUAGAGUACAAAUAUACCCUCGCAAACAUAUAAGCAGUGUAUUUUGGGAAUAAUGGCAUUCCUUUUUUUUUUUUGAUUCUUCAGACCCUAUUAUUUGCUUGGCACAGAAGAGGCAUAGAAAAUCUGUUUCCUUUUAAUUUAAUUUUUUAUUUGACAGGUAGAGUUAUAGACAGAGACAGAGAGAAAGGUCUUCCUUCCAUUGGUUCACCCCCCAAAUGGCUGCCACGGCCAGCGCUGCACUGAUCCGAAGCCAGGAGCCAGGUGCUUCUUCCUGGUCUCCCAUGUGGGUGCAGGGCAAAAGCACUUGGGCCAUCCUCCACUGCCCUCCUGGGCCACAGCUGAGAGCUGAACUGGAAGAGGAGCAGCUGGACUAGAAACCGGCGCUCAUAUGGGAUGCUGGCUCCACAGGCAAAGGAUUAACCAAGUGAGCUGCAGCGCCGCCCCUCACCCCCAAAAAUCUCUGUUUCGUAUUGAGUAGAGCCUCCCUUGGCUCACAAAAUCUGUCUUUCAAAUAAAAAAUUUAAAAAUGAAUCAUGAAAAAGCCAUAAGAAGAUUGAAUUCACCACUGUCAAGAAUUUAUUAUGGGGGAUAGCACUGCAGUGUAGCAGGUAAAAGCCACUGCCUGCAGUUCUGGAAUCCCAUAUGUGAGCUGGUUUGAGUUCAGGCUGUUCCACUUCUGAUCCAGCUCUCUGCUAUGGCCUGGGAAUGCAGUGGAAGAUGGCGUAAGUGCUUGGGCCCUUGCACCCACACAAGAGACCCAGAAAAAGCUCUAGGCUCCUGGCUUUGGAUCGAGACAGCUCCGGCCCUUGUAGACAUCUGGGGAGGAACUGGUGGAUGGAAGACCUCUCUCUUUUUUUUUCUCUCUCUCUGCCUCUGCCUCUCUAUAACUUUGCCUUUCAAAUAAACAAUAAAUCUUUUAAAAAAUUGUCUUGCACCGAAAUUUUUCUCUUUAGUUCAAUUAUUCUAAGAACAUUAGAGUAAAAGCAUGUGUUAUACACGUAACUGGUUGAACUGAAAAUAUGUGCAUGUGCUGAUUGCCUGUUUGUGUGCUUCCUUUUACCAACACUGUUUUUUUUUUAGUAGGAUUAGGGUAUAUUGAAACACAAAAUAUCACACGUGUCACAGAAUUCUAUCUCAUGGGCUUCUCAGAGGAUCCAGAAGGGCAGCCCUUCCUCUUUGUGCUGGUCCUGUCCAUGUACCUGGUCAUGGUGCUUAGGAACCUGCUCAUCACCCUGGUCAUCAUCUCAGACGCCCACCUCCACAUGCCCAUGUACUUCUUCCUCUGCAACCUCUCCUUUGCUGAUGUGGGUGUCACUUCCACCAUGGUUCCCAAGAUGAUUGUGGACAUCCACACUCACAGCACAGUCAUCUCCUACGUGGGAUGCCUGACACAGAUGUCUCUCUCGAUUAUCUGUGGAUGCAUGGAUGAUUUGCUUCUGACCAUGAUGGCCUAUGACCGGUUUGUUGCCAUCUGUCACCCCCUGCAUUACCAGGUCAUCAUGAUCCCCUGCCGCUGUGGCUUCUGGGUUUCAGUGUCUCUUGUGUUCAGCCUUUUGGAUUCCCUGCUGCACAGUUUGAUGGUCUUGAAAGUUACCUGCUUCAUGGAUGUUGAAAUUUCUAAUUUCUUCUGUGACCCUUCUCAACUCAGUUUUGCCUGCUCUGACUCCUUCACCAGUGACAUAGUCAAGUAUCUUGUUGGCAUCAUAUAUGGUUUUUUCCCUAUCUCAGGGAUCCUCUUCUCUUACUAUAAAAUCAUUUCUUCCAUUCUGAGAGUCCCAUCACCAGGUGGGAUGUACAGAGCCUUCUCCACCUGUGGCUCUCACCUGUCAGUCAAAUGCUUAUUUUAUGGAAGCUCCAUUGGGGUGUAUUUCAGUUCAGCUUUCUCAGUGUCUCCUGGAAAGGGUGCCUUGGCCUCAGUGGUGUACACUGUGGUCACCCCCAUGCUCAACCCCUUUAUCUACAGCCUGAGGAACAGGGGCAUCAAGAGGGCCUUGUGGAGGCUCCUCAGGAAAACAGGCUUAUCUCAGUCCCUGUGCCAUGCUUCUGGACUCUUGGUGGGAACUGCAGCAAAACGAAGCAUCUAGACCUCCAAAUCUCACUUUUCUCUGUACAUGAUGUGUGAGGCUAGUGCUCUCCAGAUUUUGUGUCUGGUUAUUGUUUCUUUUGGUCUUUUUAAUGAGGCAUAUUAUAGAUUUUUUAUACAUUACCAGAGGCUUGGAGAGAUGAAGGGAUAUUUUUGGAUAAAAAUAAGAGAAUUUGGUUGUGGAUGAAUAAUUAUGACAAAGUUAUUAAUGAAUGAGCUUUAAUACAGGAAAUGAUGAAUUGGGUGUAGGGGAAUUCUUCGUAUGACUACCUCACAAUUUAUGUUGUAUAAAUUUAAACCUAUUCUGAAAAAAGAUGUUGAAAAUAUACAACUGUCAAUAAAACUUAUUUGAAAAGUUAAAAAAGCCACUGAUUCUUCUUGAUACUCUGCUGCUGAACACUCCACUGAAUAUCCUAAUAAAGUUAUUGUAUUCUUCAACUUCUAUAUUUCUGCUCAUUUUUUUUCUUUUAGAGUUUAUGUCUCUGUAUUUUUAUUACCAUUUUGCUAAUUCAUUAUUUUCCUGAUUGCUUUGUUUCUAUCUGUGUUAUCUGUUAACAUACUUGUUAGCUGUCACAAAACACACUGAACACUGGAAUAAGGGAAAGGGUUUAUUGGGGAAAACUCAGUAGACUGGAGGGAAGGGAGAAAGAAGGAUGAGAGAGAGAGAGUAUGAGAGAGAGAGAGAUAGUGGAGAGGAGUUAGUGAGGAGAGAAGAUAGAGCAGAGAGAAGAGAGACGAGAGGAGAGCAGAGAGCAGGAGAGGAGAGCCAAGAGAGAGCAGCCAAGAGAGCCACGUGUUCAAGAACAGGUCCUUUUAUUUUUUUUUAACUUUUA
Messenger RNA from Oryctolagus cuniculus (rabbit), 5113 nucleotides. Lineage: Eukaryota; Metazoa; Chordata; Mammalia; Lagomorpha; Leporidae. The record is from RefSeq and is a predicted model, not a curated record.